CGAUAUGAUUUUCGGAACAGGAGUUUGUGUGGUCAGGCGUUCUGCCUUGGCUAUUCCUUCCAAAUUGAAACAAAAUUUUUCACCUAUCAGUGUUUUUGUCUCAACGCCGUGUUCCGUCCGACAGCAUAGGUGCUUGUCGUAUUACACAGGAGUUCAAGCACGAAGUAGAUCAUCCUAUAUUAUGACAGAUAAAACUUUAGUGAAUUACAAUAUGGUUGUCACUCGCUCUAUGGGAGCGACACCUCCAAAUCUGCAGCAGAUCCACGACCGUGUCAUGUUUGUGCUGAAGAUGUUCGACAAGAUAGACCCUGAAAAGCUGACGGACACUUCGCACUUUGCAAACGACCUGGGACUGAACAGUCUGGACCACGUGGAGAUCAUCAUCCACAUCGAAGACGACUUCGACACUGAGAUACCUGAACAUGUGAUGGACAGACUGCAAACGCCCUACGAUAUCAUUCAGUACUUGGGUGACAGACACAAAGUGGAAGACUUCGAGUACGUGCCAGAAACGAAAGAGGAGUUGUUAGACGGACACAAACCAGAAGAUAAACACUGACCAUCUGUUAGAAAGAAGCUGAAGGACAUGUAAACGUAUAUUGUAGACAUGACCUACUAAAUGACACAACUGAAUCGCUUAUGGAUAUUUUGAGAUUUAUUCUGACAUAAAUUGAACCAAUUAACUGAUAUUUUGUUACCUGCAAACUUAAAUCAUACGGCAAUAAUUUCUUUUCGAAGCAGGUAAAUUAGCCCAUUUUUCUCACCGUUAGUAUUUACUAUUAUCGACAACAGGGAUUUCAAAGACUUUA
This is a messenger RNA of Symsagittifera roscoffensis, 809 nucleotides long. RefSeq lists its product as uncharacterized. Gene Ontology annotation, cellular component: mitochondrion. The record is from RefSeq and is a predicted model, not a curated record. The transcript is spliced from 2 exons. Gene Ontology annotation, molecular function: acyl carrier activity; acyl binding. NCBI's taxonomy places the organism in Eukaryota, Metazoa, Xenacoelomorpha, Acoela, Convolutidae. Bases 5 to 559 code for a protein of 184 amino acids. Gene Ontology annotation, biological process: fatty acid biosynthetic process.